GCCUGGGCUCUCAUUGUCAACUUGGCCCUUUGAACGAUCCUUCACCGAGGGUGGACGUUUACAGCAAAACAACCACCUCCGACUCAUUUCUCCUCGACUCCUCUUCUUUAUAAGCCACCCAACCACACUACACAAAACCUCCUCCUCCUCCUUCUUUCCAUCUUUUUCUUGACUCUUGGUUUUAACGCUUGUUAAAUGGCUGAGGAUCACGUUCCAUGCAAGUCUCGUUUGUUUCAUUUCUCUUAAAAGUUGUUGCUUUCUUGGUUGAUCAAUACUGUGUUUCUUGUUUCUUUUUUUUCGUGUUCUUUUCAAUGAUUUUUUAUCUGGGCUUGAGCAGGUUUUGUGUUUUUCUCUCCCCUUUUUUUUUUAAUCUUUGUGUGUAUGAUUCUUGAUGUUGGGUUUCUUGUUUUAUCUUUAAUAGAUCUUUCUUUACGCCUCUUUAGUUUGUUCUCUGUGUUUUUAGUCUUGUAGAAAGAUCUUCUUUUUUUAUCUUGUUCAAUGAAGUUGGUAUAUACUAUCUUAUAGUGCUUUACAGGGGCCACCUCUGAAAAUGAUAGGAUUGAAUUUUUUAAUUUAUCAAUGAGUAUUGAUUUGUGAUCUAAUCAAGAUUGCAACUUUGUGUUAAAUUACAGCCAGUUAGAAUUAUUUCAAUUUGAAUCUGAUUUAAAGAGAAUUUCUAUCCAUGGGAAUAGCAUAGGGAGUUAUGGUGUUACUAUUGGCUCCAAUUUGGCGAGUGUUAUUGCAUUUAUUUAUAUGUGGAUUGUUCUGAUAUCAAGCAAUUGGAAAUGUGUAGGUGAUUCUAAUGAUCAUGCAUCGAAUAUGAAAGGAGCGAACGACUCGCUAGUUGUUUGUUUUGGGGAAAUAUUGAUCGACUUUGUACCGACAGUUGCUGGGGUUUCACUAGCUGAAGCACCUGCUUUCAAGAAGGCUCCUGGUGGUGCUCCUGCUAAUGUGGCUGUUGGUAUAUCAAGACUAGGUGGUUCAUCAGCUUUUAUGGGCAAGCUUGGUGAUGAUGAAUUUGGGUAUAUGCUAUCUGACAUUUUGAAACAAAACAACGUGGAUAAUUCCGGCGUGCGAUUUGAUUCUACUGCAAGGACUGCUCUGGCAUUUGUUACGCUCAAAGAUGAUGGUGAACGUGAAUUCUUGUUUUUCCGUCAUCCAAGUGCAGACAUGCUUCUUCGAGAAUCAGAAUUAGACAUAAACCUCCUUGAGCAGGCCAGGAUCUUUCAUUAUGGAUCAAUUAGUUUGAUUUCAGAACCUUGCAGGUCAAGUCAAUUUGCAGCAAUGAGAAUUGCCAAAAAGUCUGGCAGCAUCCUUUCUUAUGAUCCAAAUUUGAGAUUGGCAUUAUGGCCAUCAGCAGAGGCUGCUCGGGAAGGCAUAAUGAGUAUAUGGGAUCAAGCUGAUGUUAUUAAGAUAAGUGAGGAAGAAAUAACAUUCUUAACUGGAUGUGAUGAUCCUAAUGAUGAUAAAGUGGUCUUGGACAAGCUUUUUCAUCCCAAUCUGAAGCUUUUGAUUGUAACUGAAGGGUCAAAGGGUUGUCGAUAUUACACAAAGGAAUUCACAGGCCGGGUUCCUGGUGUUAAGGUGAAACCCGUUGACACAACUGGUGCGGGGGAUGCUUUUGUUGGUGGGAUGUUGAGCAACCUGGCUUCUAACCUAAAUCUAUUUGAGGAUGAGAAGCUAUUAAGAGAAGCUCUUCUAUUUGCAAAUGCCUGCGGUGCUGUGACAGUAACAGAGAGAGGUGCUAUCCCUGCACUACCCACGAAAGAUGCUGUCCUUGAACUCUUAGGGAAAGUCCCUGCAUGAUGAAAAGCUUAGACAUAAAUCAGUCCUUGACGUUCUCUCUUGUAUUAAGUUGUAGCCGUUCGAAUUCGUUGCAUAGCACCUAGGGAUUUUGCUUGCUGUAUUUCUCUUCCACGCCCAUGAACCCAAAAGGUUGUAAUAGAUUAGGUUAUUUAAUAAAAUCAAUGACCUCAAAUCUUGUCUCAA
Populus nigra (black poplar) is the source of this 1989-nucleotide messenger RNA. RefSeq names its product probable fructokinase-7. Gene Ontology annotation, biological process: fructose metabolic process. Gene Ontology annotation, cellular component: cytosol. Bases 754 to 1806 code for a protein of 350 amino acids. NCBI's taxonomy places the organism in Eukaryota, Viridiplantae, Streptophyta, Magnoliopsida, Malpighiales, Salicaceae. The record is from RefSeq and is a predicted model, not a curated record. Gene Ontology annotation, molecular function: fructokinase activity. The transcript is spliced from 6 exons.